Notolabrus celidotus (New Zealand spotty) is the source of this 1629-nucleotide messenger RNA. It is a transcript of the gene prima1, whose product is annotated as proline rich membrane anchor 1. The transcript has 4 exons. NCBI's taxonomy places the organism in Eukaryota, Metazoa, Chordata, Actinopteri, Labriformes, Labridae. The coding region runs from base 492 to 1148 and encodes 218 amino acids. The record is from RefSeq and is a predicted model, not a curated record.
CACACGCUGUCAGGAUGAGCUGAUGUGAGCGCUGCAUCAAGUGCGCGGACGGUGAUGCUCCCGUAUAAAACACCGCGCUGUAUUUUGGCACAGAGGGGUGAUGCAUCAGUUUAACCCUCGGCUCUGCCCUCCGGACUCGCCCAUCCAGUAAUCCAGCCCUCAGAUAAGUUGAGGGGGGCAUGUGUGAUCCCAUUGCGAGGAAUCCUGCCGCACGAUAAUUCCUGAGGAUCUCUCUCUCUCCCUCUCUGUUCGCUUUCUUUUCUCUCUCUUUUUUUUUCUUCAACUUCGAUGGCUUGAGUGAGUGGCCCAUUUGCACUCAUGCUCGCAGCCGAGGAGGGAUGUAAAGGUACGGGCCAUCCACCGCCCUCACAUUGCACGGAGUAGCGGCGUGAUUCAGGUCGCUAUCUGAGUGCCAAUCAGCCAAAAGAAAACUACUUUCGAGAUGUGAGAUUAUCGAGAUUUGCUACUCAUUCCGCCAGCUCGCCUGUCCUAUGAUAUCGACAACGGGAUUUCAAGAGGAAACUGAUUGUGGCAUAAACUAUUUCUGGAGACGCUUGUCACAGAUAUCGCCGCUGAACUGGACAGGGUGGAUGGUUAUUUCCCAAACUGUUCAAGCCUAUGUAUACUGCAUUCAUUGGUUGGAAACGCUGCCUAGUAUCUUCGAGAACAGCUCAAGAGGAAUGCUGGUCCAAGAUCUAAUGCCAUUUACUUUAAGUUUUUGGCCUUUUUUCUUCGGUCAUUGCCUUCUCUCACUAUUUUUACUCUCGUGUCAGGGAGAACUCCAGAGGUCAUGCUCACGGACUGUGGCGGAGAAAGUUAGUGAACAGUGCCAGCUGGCAUGCCACUGUAGAAGAUACCCUCCUCUUCCUCCUCCACCGCCUCCGCCACCUCCGCCACGGCUUCUAGGCACCACAGUGGCAGAGCCCAUGGUGCCAUUGUUGAGGCCCUGGUGGAUGGAGAUGGACAUUGUAGUGCUCGGAACGGUGGGCUGUGCCUCAGUGGUCUUCCUCCUCUCAGCCAUCAUCAUCUGCUACAAGGCCAUCAAGAGGAAACCACUCCGGAAAGAGGAGAACGGGACUAGUCGUGGGGAAUAUGCCAUGAGCAUCCGUAACAAGAAGGCCAUGGGGACGAACAACACUGUGGUAUAGACUGUCUCCUGGUAGACGCAGGAAGUGACAUCACCAUUAACGUCUCCCACCCUCUACUGAAUACAACAAUCCCCUCUCACCCAGAAUGCAACAGGGUUUCACCCCAAGGUUUUCAAAUAGGUAAACCUUCCCUCUUUUCUUGGCAUGUUGCCCGGACAUGAAGACACUGUUCAGCUCCAGACGGGCUGUCAAAGACGAAAGGAGAAAAAAAAUCAAGGCAGAAAAGACGGAAAGGAAAGAUCCACAAAGCCCCCAUGGUGUCCAAAGUGGCCCAGCAGGCUGAACAUUAUGCUCUUAGUAACAGCAAGUGUUGCUGACAGGCUGGUUGGCUGCUGGCUGGAGAGGGACUGUCUGCCAGUCUGCUGCAGAUCCAGACCUCACACACACACACUGUUGACAUCUGCAACGGAACAAUACAGCCGCCCUGCAGUCCCCACUCGACAGCCCAUCACACACAAUAAAUACGUGCAUGCAGUUUUUA